AUGCUGCUCAAGUUCCAGGUCCAUUCUCCGGGCAAGGUCAUACUUCAUGGCGAACACGCCGUGGUCUAUCAUCGUCCCGCCCUGGCCGCCGUAGUGGGUUUGGGCACUACUCUGAAAUUCCGACAGCUGGAGGCCAGCCAGGUGGCAAGUUUUCAACUGGAGGCCCUUAACUGCACACUGGAGAUCCAGUUGCCGGAGUUCAAUGGCUUCCUGGCUGAAUUCAGGAGUAAAUACCCAUCAGACAGCACGGCCAAUCUGUUGGAAGCCGUCCGCGCAGAGGUGUCCAAACAACUUGAACGAUCCGGAGGCAAUGCACCCAAGCAGCACACCCAGCGGGCAUUCAUCUCCAUAUACUAUUUGCUGGCCGGCGCUGUACUCUCCGCACCCGGCGACAAGAAACUGACGCUGCAAACCGGUUUCCAGGUGCAGGUAGACAGCCAGCUAACCGUGGGUGCGGGCUUGGGCAGUUCCGCCUCUUUCGGAGCAGCUUUGGCCACAACAUUUCUCAUUUUGGCCGGACACUUCGAUAGAGACAGCUACUUGUCGGAGGCAAACCAGGCGUUGAUCUCGAGCUGGGCUUAUGAAUCGGAGCGCGUUAAUCAUGGCACACCCUCGGGUCUGGACAACACUGUGUGCACGUACGGCGGUAUGUUGCGGUAUGUCAAGGGACAGGGCUUCCAGUCGCUGAAGAUUCAGAAACCUCUGAACAUCCUGCUGGUGGACAGUCGUGUGAGUCGCAGCACCGCAGACAUUGUGGCUAAGGUGCGUCAUCUGGGAGAGGCCUUUCCGCAGCUCAUCGAGGCCAUUUGGCAGGCUUGCGAGGAGCUUGUUGCCGCCGCCGUUCCACUCUACGAAAGCUUUGGCAACGCCCAAGACGAUAGCUCGAAAUUCGAGCAACUUGAACGCCUGUUCCAGAUCAACAAUGAUCUGUUGAAGGCCAUCGGAGUGUCGCAUCCAAAACUGGAGCAGAUCUUCACCAUCGCUUUUAAGCGUGGCUUCUUUUCAAAGCUGACGGGCGCCGGCGCAGGUGGCUAUGUCAUCGUUCUGCUUCCAGAGAACUACGAGUGCAACGAGGUAUACUGGAAGCUUAAGGAGGAGCUCGAAUCGGCGGGCUUUGGUGUUCAUGUUACGACUGCCGGCGGCGAGGGAUUGCGCGUUAGUUCGCUGGAAGACUGAUGCGGUUUCGUUUUGUAUUGCUAUUGUAUGUAUUCGUGGUAUUGUUAUAAAUUAAAGAAUAAAGAUUUAUACAUGUAUUUUGUACGGCAA
Drosophila simulans is the source of this 1266-nucleotide messenger RNA. Its product is annotated as mevalonate kinase. Bases 1 to 1176 code for a protein of 391 amino acids. Gene Ontology annotation, biological process: isoprenoid biosynthetic process; cholesterol biosynthetic process. The record is from RefSeq and is a predicted model, not a curated record. NCBI's taxonomy places the organism in Eukaryota, Metazoa, Arthropoda, Insecta, Diptera, Drosophilidae. Gene Ontology annotation, molecular function: mevalonate kinase activity; ATP binding. The transcript has a single exon. Gene Ontology annotation, cellular component: cytoplasm.